Molecule: messenger RNA, 1613 nt
Organism: Aspergillus aculeatus ATCC 16872
Lineage: Eukaryota; Fungi; Ascomycota; Eurotiomycetes; Eurotiales; Aspergillaceae
Exons: 3
Coding region: 234-1265 (343 amino acids)
Source: RefSeq, a predicted model, not a curated record
CACUAAGAAAGUAACCUCCUUAUAGUUGGAAAGCACUGAGCAUCCAUUCUAUACUUCCAAGUAUCAUGUUCUUGACCCUAGCAUGUAAGUAGGAAAUCGAACACUUCUAGAAAUAUAUCGUACGACUAGCAAAAGCGGGGUACGAACCCAUCAACCCCACCCACAACACCCCAACGGACUCUCCAACUCGAUCGUGCACAUCCACUCAACCACCCCCUGCAAGCAAAGUAAAGAUGCCACCCACCAAAACCAUCUGCAUCAUCGGCAUAACCGGCAACCAAGGCCACUCCGUUGCCCGCCGCUUCCUACAGGACCCAACCUUCCACGUCCGGGGCCUCACCCGCAACCCACACAGUCCGACCGCGCAGACCCUCGCCCAGCAAGGCGUCGAGCUCAUCCCCGCCGACCUCAACGACCCGACCAGUUUACUCCCGGCCUUUCAAGGCGCAAACAUCAUCUUCAGCGUCACUAACUACUGGGAACCCUUCUUCAGCCCGGCCGGUCGCCAGCAGGCCGCCGCCGCCGGCAUCUCGCCUCGCGAGCACGCCUACCGGGUGGAGCGGCAGCAGGGGCAGAACAUCGCCGAUGCGGCGGCGCAGACGGUGGACUCGCUCGAUGCGAACGGGUUCAUUGUCUCGACGCUGAGCCACGCGACGCGAUGCAGCGGGGGCCGGUUUCGGGAGCUGUACCAUUUCGAUGCCAAGGCGGAGGUGUUCCCCGAUUAUGUACGGGCGAGGUAUCCGGCGCUGGCGGCGAAGAUUUCAUGUGUGCAGACGGGGUACUUUACCUCGAGUUAUAAGCUGGUUCCCGGGGCGUAUUUUGGGAAGGGCAAGACGGAGGACGGGGAGGAUGUGUUGGAGAUGACCUUCACCACAGCCCCGGAUGCUGUGGUGCCCCAUCUCGAUGUGCAAACUGAUCUAGGUGGGUUUGUGUAUGCGGUUGCUCAGAUGCCGCCCGGGAGGAGUUAUAUGGUCUGUGGGACGAGGUGCAGUUGGGCAGAGUAUAUGAGGAUUUGGGGCAAUGUGAACGCGGUGGCGGCGCGGUAUCGGCAGAUCACGCUCGAGGAGCUCAUUGCAAAAGCGCCCGAACCGGAGUUUGGCCGCGAAGUGGGGGAUAUGUUCUCCUAUUCGACGGAUCCGGGGUAUGAUGGGGGUGAUGGGAGCUUGUUGACGGCGGAGGAUAUACGAAGGGCAGGAAUUGAUUGUCCGAUGACAAGCUUGGAGGAAUGGAUCAGGAGGGAAGAUUGGUCGACUGUUCUGGGUUGAGUAUGUCGAAAUUGCUUCGACGUGCGGUUAAUUUAAGAAACACAUGAGCUAUACACCGGAAGACUCCUUUUGUUCUGGAAAAAAAGACUGUUUACCGCAAUUGUCAAAUCGUUAGCUGCGAGCAGUGUGCGGGGUCGACCAAAGUUUAAAAUGUGUUGACAGCACUGUGGACGCAGAUCAGCUACAUUGGUGCCAGGGCUCUUCACAAGCUUCCACUGAGAUAUGUUGCUAAGAUUAGCGAACGACGCUUCAGAUAAUUUGCGUGACUUCUGUAAGGCUCCCAAAUGAAAAUAGAUGUGCUGAGGUGAAUAAUGCAAGAUGCAAGAAAUUGACCCACCCGAGACCCCU